Molecule: messenger RNA, 258 nt
Organism: Gongylonema pulchrum
Lineage: Eukaryota; Metazoa; Nematoda; Chromadorea; Rhabditida; Gongylonematidae
Source: the annotation of a GenBank genome assembly
AUGGAAGGCAGUGGUAUUCCUGGUAAACAAGGUCAGCGGAGCCUGGGUCAGCACACCCUACCGUCGCUGAUUAUAAUGGACAAGAGCCAUGACACUGCGGAAUCGAGGGGCACCUGUGGCUUCACUUAUCCCACAGACAGGCAAAAGCGUCGACAUUCCGAAAUAGGCAACUGCAGUGAGCAUCUUAGAGUGCGGCGAUCGGAGAAAAGUUCGGUGGUGAAGAGACGAGCAAGCUGGCAAUCGUCCGCUGGAAAAUGA